Messenger RNA from Bradysia coprophila, 1822 nucleotides. It is a transcript of the gene Ate1, whose product is annotated as arginyltransferase 1. The record is from RefSeq and is a predicted model, not a curated record. Gene Ontology annotation, cellular component: cytoplasm. Gene Ontology annotation, biological process: protein arginylation. Lineage: Eukaryota; Metazoa; Arthropoda; Insecta; Diptera; Sciaridae. Gene Ontology annotation, molecular function: arginyl-tRNA--protein transferase activity.
GGAACUGUCAAAGAGUCGACAUGUUUUCAAUUUUCUUUUAAAAAAAGGUUCAAUGCAAAAAUUUAUGAAUUAGUUUAUUGAAUUGAUCCGUUUAGUUUUCGUUUGUGUCAUACGAAAAGUGUGUGGUCCAUUCAGUGAACCGCCUGAAGUAUGGCCGAAUCCACCAGACAAUUUUCCAUUGUCGAAUAUUAUGGGGAACAAAGGAAAAAUAGAUGUGGAUAUUGUAAACAAAGUGAUUCGUGCUAUUCUCAUGGAAUGCAGGCCCAUUGUUUGACGAAUCAAGACUAUCAAGAUUUGAUCGAUCGAGGCUGGAGACGAUCUGGAACUUAUUGCUACAAGCCGAAAAAUGAUGAAACCUGUUGUCCUUGCUAUACGAUCAAAUGCGACAUUUCAUCGUUCUCCUUGUCCAAAUCGCAGAAGAAAAUUAUCAAAAAAUUCAACAAGUUCCUGAUCGACGGACAUAGAGACAAGAGUGAUGAGACCGUCACAUCACCAAAUCAAACGGAGCAACAUGCACCAAUGGAUUACAACAGUUCGUUCGUGGAACCAAAUCGUUCGGAAAUUGAAUUCGAUGUGGACAAGGCCAAGGACAUUGUGUUACAGACAAUGAAAGAGAAAGGAGCUCAAGGCUGUAACUCUGAAAUGGUACAGAAGAAUGCGGUUGUUGUUCCUAGCUGUUCGGAGAAUUAUAUUUCUGGCAGUAAAUCUAACGAAAAUGGAAAUGCGACCACGAAAGAUACGAGCCGUAAGUCAAGCGUUUCUGGUCCAGAUGCUAGUAAACCGUUAAAGAAGAAAGCCAAACUGAUGAGAAUGGAGCGGAAGGCUCAGAAGUUGGCCUCGACAAACCAGUUGCCCGAUCAUGUUCCGAAAAAGGAGGCUAAGAACGUUCAGAAGACCUUGGCUAUGUUACUGAAUGAGGUGCCCGAAAAUUGUCGUCAUAAGCUUGAGGUGAAACUGUUAGCCGUUGCUGGAAAUCAGCGGAAACUGUCUGCCGAAGAGUUGUCUCUGUACAAACGUUAUCAGACUGUUAUUCAUAACGAUGACGAGCCUAGCGCUAGCGAGUUUGAGGAUUUUUUAAUAAGUUCUCCGUUGGAGCCAGAGCAAUCGUCCAUUUGUACCACCGUCGUAUUCGGAUCAUAUCAUCAACAGUAUUGGUUGGAUGGUAAAUUGAUUGCCGUUGGUGUUAUAGACAUUUUACCAUCGUGCGUCAGUUCGGUGUACUUCUUCUACGAUCCAGACUACAGUUUUCUGUCGCUGGGAACCUACGGCUCGUUACGCGAAAUUCAUCUCACGCAACAGUUACAGCAACAAGUCAGUGCAAUCAAUUCCUACUACAUGGGAUUCUACAUUCAUUCGUGCCCGAAAAUGCGUUACAAAGGGAAACUGACCGGUUCAUAUUUGUUGUGUCCCGAAGCAUACACUUGGCAUUUACUUAAUGACGACGUAAUCGAACGGCUGAAUGCGCAUAAAUAUCAACGUUUAAAUGACGAUCGAUCCGUUCAAGACGUUAAUCGAUUCAGUGCGGCUAAUCUGGGUGGAAUAAUGGUUCUGUGCAAAGCGAGAGUCUUAAUGACGUUCAGUCAGUUUGCCGAGAAAUAUCCGAGAUCUGCUGAUAGCGAAGAGUUUUCGGAGUAUGGUCGAUUAGUUGGACGGUCAAUAGCAGCGAGAAUCGUUAUGUUGAUAUUUUAAUAUGCCUUAAGCUGGACUGAUACCAGAAUCAUGUUUGUUGUUCUUUCGUUCGCUGAAUAUAAUUUAUUGCAAGCAAGGCAGACGCUAAGAAGAUUUCUUCAGAUUGUCUAAUUAAAUGAAAUUAUGAAAUUGA